CGUUGACGCGUUAUGCGAGUGCAUAAUUAUUAUAUUUCGUACGUACCGGCCAGUCGUAUUUCGUUAACGGAACGUGGAGUUUGUGUUUAAAAAUGGAAUCUAUAAUUUAUUUUUCGAAUACAAUUUUUUUUAUUUUCAUAUUUGUGUUUUGUAUAAAUGCACGUAGUGUCAGUGAUAGCAAGUAUGCAUUACCAAAAUCGUCCUUCGACGAGAGGAAUAAAGAACACUGGACCAUGCAAGCUCAAUGGACACUCAAAACAAAGGUCCUCACUCCUCUUAAUAAAAGAACAGCGAAGAACGUUAUCCUGUUCCUGGGCGAUGGUAUGAGUAUCACCACCCUUGCUGCUACUAGGGUGUACCUUGGCCAGAAGUACGGGCAUUAUGGUGAAGAAUUGCGACUAAGCUUUGAAGCAUUUCCAUACACGGGAUUAGCUAAGACAUACUGUGUCGACAAUAAUGUAGCGGACUCGGCUUGCAGCGGGACGGCGUACCUGACCGGUGUGAAGGCCAACAGUGGGACAGUGGGCCUCAGUGCCGCAGUGAAGCGGGGCGACUGCGCUGGACAAAGGGACGGCUACAAUUCGGUCACUGGGCUGAUGGACUGGGCGCAAAAAGCCGGCAAGAGUACUGGUUUAGUGACGAACACGCGUGUGACUCACGCCACACCGGCGGCCUCUUACGCUCACUCGGCUGACAGGAAAUGGGAAUCAGACUCCGACCUACCGAAGCACGGUCUGCGUUGCGACGACAUUGCCACACAGCUCGUGAAUGGACGAGUUGGGAAAAAAAUCAACGUAGUUUUUGGUGGAGGUAGAAAGAACUUCAUAUCGAAAAAGGAACGAGAUUCCGAAGGUUUCCACGGGCACAGGAGUGAUGGUAAAGACCUGAUCAGAGAGUGGCUGCAUGCAAAAAGGUCUCAAGGAGUCGUCGCCAAGUACAUUUACAACAGACACGAUCUGAUGAAUCUCGAUACAGAAGAUUAUAAUAGCGUUCUGGGACUGUUCUCCCCAGAUCAUAUGCCUUAUAAUUUAGAAGCGAACAAUGACGAUCCGUCUUUGAACGAGAUGACUGUGAAAGCUAUUGAAUUACUAUCAAAGAAUAAAAAUGGAUACUUCUUAUUUGUUGAAGGUGGUAGAAUAGACACGGCGCACCACGAAACCAAAGCUCGUAAAGCGCUAGAUGAAACUGCCGAGUUUGCUAAAGCGGUGGAAGCAGCUUUAAGAAUGGUUGACCCCGAAGAGACUUUGAUAGUUGUGACUUCAGAUCACAGCCACACUAUGACCUACAGUGGAUAUAGCAAGCGAGGGACGGAUAUCCUUGGAUUUACUAAUAAGAUGAACGCGUCAGAUAAUCUUCCAUACACGACACUAAGCUAUGCCAACGGUCCAGGAUACAGAAGUGAUGUACAAUAUGGCAGAGCUAAUCUAGAAUUAGAAGACAUAAAGAGUCUCAACUUUACAUACCCAUCCCUAGUACCUAUAUCCCGCGAGACUCACGGCGGGGAAGACGUGGCUGUCUUUGCAAAAGGACCCUGGUCACAUAUCUUCAGUGGGAAUUAUGAGCAGAAUUACAUACCUCACGCGAUAGCAUUUGCUUCUUGCAUUGGUCCAGGUUGGACCAGCUGUAAACAAUGAUAAUAAAAUUUUAUUUAAUAUAAAUUAUACAAACAUUUAGAAAGUUGUUUUCUCAAAUUGAGAAAAUUGUCUAAAUUGAAUAAAUUUAUCCUAAUAAUGAUAAAAUAAUUACAUACAGCAAUAUUUUGCUUCAUGCAUUGACUCAGGACGACCUAAUGACUGUAAAUAUUGAUAGAACAGUUUUAAUAUUAACAAAUAUAAACUAAAUAAAAAUUAUUAUAAUUCUCAAAUUGAGAAAAUUAUCGAUGACAAUUACAUACCAUUUGUCCUUUUUUUUUAGAUCUUGGUUAAACCGAUGUUAUCUAUAUAUUAAUACAUGAAGUAAAGACUUUGUGCCUCUUUUUAAAACUGCGCGGAUGAAAUUUAGCACGGUUAUAGUUUAUAUAAAGAAGGAGUGUAUAAUGCUAAUAUUUUUUUUAAAUCAUGCAUUCAAAAAUACAUUAAAUCAAUAAAGACAACAUUACACACACUACCAUGUAUUUGAUACACACACUCAUAUAUACUUUUUUGUUUAUUGUUAAUCUGUGGUCAAAUUGAGAAUAGAUUUAUAUUGUUUGUCUUUAAUAUUAUUUUCUCAAACAUGCUUGGAAAUGUGAGCAUUAUUUUGACAAUCUUCUUCGAGAUAAAUCAAAAUUGCCGUACUGGCCAAGAUACAUGCGGGUAGCGGCCGGCAAAAGUUGUAUGAAAAUCCAUAUCUGUCGUGUUUUGCGGCCAGAUAAAUUACUAUGUAAACUCAUAUCUGUCCUGUAAUUUAAAUAUAAACCUUUUACUUCGAAACAUGGCUACCAAGGAGGUAACUAAUAAAAGGUUUUAUUUAAAUUUCGAACUGGCUUGCAAAUAGAAAGCUGUUUAUUGAAAAAAAAAAAAAACAAACGAACAUUAUGGCCCGUGAAAAAUUAUUAUUGUUCGUAAUUCAUCAUUGAAUUUAAAAAGUAAAAUUGUGUUUUUGAUUUCCGCGCAUUGUUUGAUAAAAGUACUAUACAAGCCUUGGCCACAACUAAGCAUUGAUGGCCUCACGUAUGUGUGCCUCGGCUAUACCUCGGCCCACAUUUGUACGUACGCACAUAUGUACUAUUAUAGUCUUGCUGAAUAUCAAACACAUUAUAUAUGUAUAAUAUAUUCUUUGACGAUAGAACCUUAAUAAUGUUAAAACUUAUAAUUUAAAUUAAUUGUAGUCGAAUUUCGACCAUUGGGCGAUCACUAGUUAGAAUAAAUUGAGUUUAAAAAAAAGUACUAUAUAUUUGUCAAAUUAAGAAAAUUAUAUUGUAACAUAAUUAUAGACCUCGUUUAAUAUAAUGAAGCACUCUUGUAUAGUACCAGAUUAAAUUAAUUGUAAAUAGAAAUAGUGAUAUUAUUAGCGUAACUGUAAAUUUAAAUAAAAUAUUUUUUCUCAAAUUGAGAAAAUUGUAAAUAGAUAUUAUUUUAUUUAUUUUUUAGGUUUUUUUUUUUAAUCUAUAUAAAGAUAAUUUUGACUUUUAUUUUUAAUUUACCAGUGUUUUGAUUGUAUAUGUUAAAUAUACUACUCAUUAGUAUUUGAAUAUUAGAUUUCUUUUAACAAACUAAACAGGAAGUCUACUUUGGGUAUUAUGAAAAAGAAUGCACAAACUUAAACGAUGAACUUCGUUUAUGUUUUUAUACAAAAAAAAAUUAUGUACAAAAAAAAUGCACAAAACAAUACACAAUGCAAAAAAAAUACACAAUAGAGAUAAGCUCGCCUUUAAAAUAAAUUGCGGUUAACAUUAUAUUUUAUGUACAAUAAAGAAUAAAGAAAAGAAAACAAAAAUUUUAUUUAUUUAUUCAUUAAAAUAAUUAUAACAUCAUUUGUCAGAAGAUAAUAGUUUAGCUCACUUUUAUUCAUGGAAUAAAGUGACCUAGUAACUCGACGUUUAAAAUAAUUAAGCUUAAAAAACUUGAUAAAUUUUCAAUAAACUCCAGAAGGUGGGCUGGCGGGCAUUUUUUAAUUUAUAUUUAAAUUUUCUCAUCCCACAAAAAUAAUUUUAUAUUUAUCAAUAUUUGUUUGUAAGUUAUCUUAGUUUUAGAAUAUUAUUAAUCAUGUACAAAGUAGUGUAAUAUUUAAUAAAUU
Molecule: messenger RNA, 3717 nt
Organism: Galleria mellonella (greater wax moth)
Lineage: Eukaryota; Metazoa; Arthropoda; Insecta; Lepidoptera; Pyralidae
Product: alkaline phosphatase-like
Exons: 9
Coding region: 93-1634 (513 amino acids)
Biological process (GO): dephosphorylation
Molecular function (GO): alkaline phosphatase activity
Source: RefSeq, a predicted model, not a curated record